Molecule: messenger RNA, 450 nt
Organism: Loa loa (African eye worm)
Lineage: Eukaryota; Metazoa; Nematoda; Chromadorea; Rhabditida; Onchocercidae
Exons: 2
Coding region: 1-450 (149 amino acids)
Biological process (GO): calcium ion import across plasma membrane
Cellular component (GO): membrane
Molecular function (GO): calcium channel activity
Source: RefSeq, a predicted model, not a curated record
AUGGGUAAUCGUGAAUCAUCAACAAAAGAAGAAGAUGGUAAACCAAAAGAAAAUGAUCGACCACGUUUAUAUCAAUAUGUUGAUGUACAUGGUGGUGGUGAUUUGAUAUCAUUUAUGUGGCAAGCUAAAAAUAACAAUGAUUUUUCACAAAUUAAUGAAUUAAUCGAUUUAAAGAUUAAAGAUUUAAUGUACAAUUCCGGUAAAGGAAAAAUGGUAGCAGUUUCGGAAUUGGUUAAAAUACGCAAUAAAGAGCGUAAUGCAAUGUUAAGCGCAUUAAAACGUAAAAAAGGAAAAGGUAAAAGUGGGCCAAAUAUUUUGGAUGAUUUCAAUCAAGAAGGUGAAAAUCAAGGCGAUUUAAAAAAGGUUUUAUUUUAUAUACAGUUGUAUAAUGGAAAUGAUAAUAGUAAUGAUAUUGGCGAGAGUAUAACAUUAAGUAUAAGUAUCAACUAA